AUGCACCCCAGCUACAAUUCACGCACCCAGGACAAUGACAUCGCAGUUUUGCGUUCAGCAAGCACCUUCUCAUUCAAUAACAACGUUCGUGCUGGCAACAUCGCUGGUAGCAAUUACAACCUUGGUGACAAUCAAGUAGUAUGGGCUAUCGGAUGGGGCGCAACUUCUGCCGGUGGACCUGCUUCCGAGCAACUGCGUCAAGUACAAAUCUGGACUAUAAAUCAGGGUGUGUGCAGACAACGUUACGCCACAGUCGGCAGUGCUAUCACUGAUAACAUGUUGUGCUCCGGUUGGCUUGACGUUGGCGGUCGCGACCAGUGUCAGGGUGACUCUGGCGGUCCACUUCUUCACAACAACGUCAUCGUCGGUGUCUGCUCUUGGGGUCGUGGCUGCGCACAAGCAUUCUUCCCCGGUGUUAACGCCCGUGUCUCCCGUUUCACAAGCUGGAUUCAGUCGAAUGCU
This is a messenger RNA of Iphiclides podalirius (scarce swallowtail), 462 nucleotides long. The record is from the annotation of a GenBank genome assembly. Lineage: Eukaryota; Metazoa; Arthropoda; Insecta; Lepidoptera; Papilionidae.